Pantherophis guttatus is the source of this 1112-nucleotide messenger RNA. RefSeq names its product nucleolar protein 7 (gene NOL7). Gene Ontology annotation, cellular component: nucleolus; nucleus. The record is from RefSeq and is a predicted model, not a curated record. Gene Ontology annotation, molecular function: RNA binding. NCBI's taxonomy places the organism in Eukaryota, Metazoa, Chordata, Lepidosauria, Squamata, Colubridae.
CGGAAGUUAGGUUAGCAAGAUGGAGGCGCGCAGUGGUGGCGCUAAGGCAAUGGAGCAAAGAGAAGCGGCGGUUAUGGCCGCCGCUGCCUUUUCCGACGAGGAAGAAAGCGACGAGGCCCCAGAGGAAGUGACUUUCGAGAGGGCGCGGGAAGCCGCUGCGGAGGAGCGCCGGUUGGCGGGGGAGCGGGCCCGCAGAGAAAAGGCCACAUUGAAAGAAAAGAGACGACAUAGAGAAGAACUAUUUAAGGAACAAAAGAAAAGAAAGCUGCUUCCUGAAAAUGUCUUGGAGGAGUUAGCAUCCACACAGAACAGCACCAAUUCGACAUCUGAGGAACAAGAUCAGAAUGUUGAAGAUGAAGUUGAAAAUGAAGAAGAUUCAGAAAAAGACAGUGAAGAAGAAAUGUUGGCAACCAGAUGCCCUCCAAAUUACAUGGCUGUACGGUUAGAAGACCAGGAGCUAACCAAUCGACAGCAACAGGAUGCCAAAGACUUUAUACAGAACCAUCUUUAUGGAGCAAGCGGCAAUCGAACUACUGCAAAUCAAUAUUUUUCUGUUGAAAACAAGAAAAAUGCAGUUAAAAAAGCUGCAAUCCAGUUUGUGAAUAAAUCUUGGGGUAAAGUAAAAAAAGAAAAAGCUACUCGGUUUACAAAACAUUGGGUAUCUUCAAAAUUAAUUCCCUGAAAUAUUUUGCUGUUUAUGUACAAUAUCAUUGCAAAUAUCUUGUAUUUGAGUUGUAUAAUGUCCUUGCUAUUGUUUUAUAGAGUGUUAACAUUUUUAUGAUUUAUGUUUUCUUUUAAAUCUUUACAGAGAAUUAAAAAGUAAUUCUCUGGAAAAUAAUUAGGGUCUUGCAAUGGUAUGUUCCAACUAAAAGUAAUUUUAUCUGGGUCUUUUGAAUUCAGUUGAAUUAAGUUUUGAUUGAAUGAGAAAUCAGUUUCUUAAAUAUUUUGAUACUCUUGUUGCUAAAAUGCUGUCACACAUCUGUAAAUUGACUUAUUCAUUACAUGUUUUUUGGAAGUACAUUCCAGCUGUAAAAAGAAGAUAUAUCUUGAAAUAAUUUAUAUAUAUAGGUUUGCAAAUAUGGGAAAUAUUAAAUAAAACAUAAAACACUGAA